Molecule: messenger RNA, 1065 nt
Organism: Ostreobium quekettii
Lineage: Eukaryota; Viridiplantae; Chlorophyta; Ulvophyceae; Bryopsidales; Ostreobiaceae
Source: the annotation of a GenBank genome assembly
CUUCCAGAGCAUCAAGGACGCACGUCCCCCGCAGCCCUGCAGAAUGCUGGCAAGUUGUUGCACGUCCCCUACCUAAAGUUUUGGCUGCUUUGCACUGCGAGGGUGCUCGACGUGGGGGACACGGCUGCAUACAUCGUUGCGGGCGUCCUCAUUUCUAUCCUGCUCAUGGGCGUCGCAGUCAACUUGUGGUCCACAUGCAUGUGGCAAACGGACGAGGGGCCCGCAUCUCCUCGGACGAAUGGAACAAACGGACAAAGGGACACCCAGUUCAACUGCCGCUGCGGAUUCGACCUCUGGUUCCAGCUCUUCGUGGUGCUGUCAUUUCUGGACUUCGUGUCCGACGUGUUGUACAUGCUCACGGAAGACUUCCACAGCAAGACGCUCCACGCCGUGGGCCUCCUGCUGCUGGCGACGCCUUACUUGGGAUACGGGUGGAUCAUCAGCCGGAUGCUGAGCCCCACCACCGGCAACGCGACGUUCGAAUUCGGCCUGUUUGCCAGCAUCGACUGCAUUGGGGACUCCGUGCGCGAGUUCUGGAGAAUCAUGACCUGCUCUUCGGGACAGACCGGCGCGGGCUCGAAGCCGCCAAAAUACGAUCCGAUCCACCAGUUUGCGAUCUUCCUGUUCGUGGGGGUCCCUUGCGCGGCGAUGUUCUAUAUCUAUUCCUGGCUGUGGUUCGCGGUUGUGGUCAUCAUCGGCUUCCUGUUCUUUCAGUGCCGGGUGCUGGCCCUCUCCCGGGCAACAAGGUUCAUUCGAGUCAUGGCGGAGGACGAGAUGAGGCCCGCGGAGUCCAACGGCAUCAACGGCAAGACGUUCAACGUCAUCUUCUUGUCCGAGUUCUUCCUGGAAGCGAUUCCUCAGCUGGCCCUGCAGGUAGCGAACAACGUGCUCAUCGGCGGAAGCUGGUCGGCCAUCGCCGUCCUGUCUGUGGCGCUCGCGGCCUUCAUGAUCUAUUCCUGCGCAUACAAAAUAUGGGGGAACGUCUUCAGGGAGCGUAAAGCCUGGCUGGAAAUAGAGCACGGCUACGGUAGGCUGGUGGACGACUCCAAUGUGCCCAGGGUCUGA